GUGGUGCUUGUAAACAUGGCGGCGGUCAGUGAAGGGUUAACGUGUCUGACUGCUCGCUGAGGAAGAGGAGGAGGAAAAGGAGGAGGAAGAGCAGGGUCGAUGCGUCAGUCGCCGAUGAUGAUGAUGAUGAUGAAGAAAAAGAUGAUUCUCCGGCUUGGCGGUCCUGUGACGUCUUGAGAAGACCUCCCGUGGGGCGGGGAGACGAUGGGGGACGGAGGACCCCUCCAGGUGGAGGGCAACGCCCUCCUCAAAGCCGUCUUCCAGGGCAAGCUGAGGCUGACCCGUCUGCUGCUGGAGGGCGGUGCUUACAUCAACGAAGGCAAUGACCUCGGUGAAACUCCCAUCUCGGCUGCCUGCUUGGCGAACUACGAAGACCAUCAGACUCGCCACAGGAUGGUGCGCUACCUGCUGGAGAAAGGCGCCGAUCCAAACAUCCCCGACAAGAGUGGGAGGACGGCCCUCAUGCACGCCUGUGCCAAGCAAGCCGGGAAGGAGGUGGUUUCCCUCCUGCUGCAGAACGGGGCGGAUCCCAGCCUCAAAGACUAUUCAGGAAGCUCCGCCCUCAUGCACGCUCUCAACAGGGGGGACCGCGACACACUGCAGAUCCUGUUGGACGCCUGCAGGGCCAAAGGCAAGGAGGUCAUCAUCAUCACAACAGAUACAUCUCCGUCCGGUACCAAAAAGACAAAGCAGUACCUCAACUCUCCUCCCUCUCCGGGCGUCGUGGACAAGGUGUCCCCCGCUUGCAUGUCGCCAUCGGAGGUGGAGAUUGCCACUUCAUCUCCGGCAGCAGAAGAUGGAAUGUUCAGCUUUUCCCUGGCCUCCGCCUUGCCUUUACCUUCCUCCACCAAGAGACCACCCCCUCGCAAGCUCCUCAAGAGGCUAAACUCAGAGCCUUGGGGUCUGGUGGCACCCUCGGUGUCGUGCACGGUUCCUCAAGAGAGUGUGAGUGGGCGUCUGGACGAGGAGGAGGGCGGGUGCGACCUGAGCAGAGCGGUGAUGGAAAUAAACGGACUGUGCCUCACAGAGACAACGAGACCUCUGUUGUCACGGCGACACAGCAUUGAGACCCACGACCCUUGUUCGGCUAAAGUCAUUGACCGAACCUCGUCCGAGGACUGCCCCAUGCUGUCUGCUUCCUCCUGGGCUGACAAGGUCCAACAGCACCAGAGCCUGUACCGCAGGAGCACAGCGCCAGAGGCCCAAGAGAACGCUGGACCGUCCAGUGUUGGUGCCACACAGAUCCUUCCUCAUCCCAAACUUAUCCGUAUAGAGCACUCGGAGUUGGACAACCACCUGAGUCCAGAUUCCAUUCCGGGAUCUCCUGACUCUGGGCGAAUGUCUGUGGAGCGGAGGAGGUACAACGCUUCCCCCUUGUCUCUGGUCACCAGCUCCUCUCGUGAGUCUCUAGAGAACAUCCCUAACUCCGUGUCCCCCAUCACCGUGCGUCGACGUACCCCUGGGCUCCUAGAGCGCCGUGGCUCCGGGACCUUACUCCUGGACCACAUAUCGCACACCAGGCCUGGUUUCCUGCCACCACUCAAUAUCAACCUCCAGAGACCCAUCCCAGACAUCCGGGCUGGCAGCAAGCCGCCCUCUCCAGUCCAUAGUGGACACAAGAUCCUGUGUCCCGUGGCCCCGUCCUCACCCAAACGUGGUCCAGACUUCAAGACCAAGAAGAAGCUGAUGAGAAGACACUCCAUGCAGACGGAGCAGAUGAAACAGCUCUCCACCUUCCAGGAGAUCCUGGCCGAGAAGGUCAUUGAGUCGAACGGAGACUGAUGACCUUUUCUUCAAUUUUUGUGCCAACAAAAAACUUGACAGAUUUAACAAAUAUACAUUUGAAUACCUAUAGAAAUAUAUUGUAUCUAAAAGAGCUGUCUUUCUGUAUGCCUAAUGGACUUAUUGCAGUACUUGGUACUACGUUUAUGUAUCUUCAGCAAACAACCAAUCACGGGCGGGGCUUAACCAUCUCUCGCUUCUUGUUCUUCUCUGCUUGAAGACUUGAAGCUGAAGAAGUUUCAGGGAGAACAAGAGACGUCAAGCGAGAUGUCGCCGUCUGCUGGGCUAAAAAGAAUUCAGGGUUGACGUUUCCAACCUACAGUUGCCCCGUCCACUUCCUGCACAGAAUGACGUUUUCAGUCAUUAGACGCCAAAUGUGUUUUCUCUUUGCACCAAGAAAAUGUGUUUAUUUUUAUGGACGUGUCGUGGAUGAAUGGUGAAAAUAGUCUGAACUUUUUUUCCACCAACAGAGGGCGCUCAAGGCUCCAGCAGCACCAAAAGAAAAUGAACAUUAUUGAUAUUUCCAUUGAUCUGUGGGCUCUUUUGACUCAUUCUUUUCCAGUCGUCUCAGUGUGUCUGUGUAGACGCUUGCUAUUGCGGCUAAUGCUCGCAAGGAGUACAAUAACAAAAAAAGUUUGCUUUUUAACUAAAAGAAAACAACUUAAAGGGACUGUAUACAAUGGGCGCCAACAUUGAAAUGUGCUGCAAGCAUAUAUCUGGCCCUCUUCCUGCUUUGAGUACAUACAGUACGUGAUAGCAAUUUGGCGAAGUUUAGUUACUAACAUUAGCUAUCAUUGAAUGUACAGCCUAUUUUAACAAAAUGAAUGUUGAAGUGUUGAUUGUCUCUCUGAUACUGCUUUUAUGUGUGUCUAGGCACUACGACAUGUACGUGAAUGCCAACAGCUGUGAGUGACAGCCAUGAACGCCAGUUCUUUUAUUGGAGCUGAGUGAAAAUUUACAACAAUUUGUAUGCAGCUUAACUCGUAAUUGUGAAAAAUGUGGACAUUUUUGUGUACACUGUUUUUUUAAACCACUAUUUGUAACAUAUGCUAGCAGGUAGUAAAAAAAUAUAUGUAAUCUUGAGCCAGUUGCAUACAGUCCCUUUAAUAGACUUUGUCACCACAUGCUGUUGUUCCACAUCCAGGCUGCUGGAAUGAAUAAUGUGAUCAAUAAUGUGAUAAAGACGUCAAUCAGAGUAGGUGACUUGUAUUCAUAAUGCACUUUAAUAUACUUUAGGCUAAAUAGUUAGCAUAGCAAGUCAAUAUGGUGACGUUUAUUGAUUGUGAAGACGUGCGCUGCGUCCAUGCAUGUGUUGAACAAAUGUGAUCUUUUGUACAAAACUAUGACUUGUAAUUGUGUUGAAUAAAAUGCGAAGUUUAUGGGAUUCAAAUAUGGGAAAACAGUUUUUGGGUUAUUUAUUAAUUCUCUUGAUGCUGAAUGAUGAUGUAAAAUAAUA
Dunckerocampus dactyliophorus (ringed pipefish) is the source of this 3238-nucleotide messenger RNA. RefSeq names its product ankyrin repeat domain-containing protein 34A. Gene Ontology annotation, molecular function: protein binding. Lineage: Eukaryota; Metazoa; Chordata; Actinopteri; Syngnathiformes; Syngnathidae. The coding region runs from base 205 to 1782 and encodes 525 amino acids. The transcript has 2 exons. The record is from RefSeq and is a predicted model, not a curated record.